AUGCCACGCAUACCAACGUCGCUCAUUCGCAAGGCGCGCGCAAUAGAUGCUUUCCUCCCCGCUCUUCUCGCACCUUGCCGCGAUCUGCAGGCUGCACAGAAUGAAUUGCGGUGGCUGCGCGAACAUGUCGACAAAGUCGCCAAACGAGACAGGCUGGCCAAGGGCGCUUUGCUGCGCCAAUUGGUCCGUGAAAGAGCAUCAGGGAAGCCCCUCCAAUAUAUCCUGGGCACAGAAUACUUUGGCGAUUUGGAGAUACAGUGCAAGCCGGGUGUGCUAAUCCCAAGACCGGACACGGCAGCUUCAGUCACGCAUCUAGUCAAUCUUCUGCGUCGCUCGCAGAAUCUCCCUUCUGAAUUACACCUCCUUGACCUCUGCACUGGCACCGGUUGCAUUCCUCUCCUCUUCCAACACGAGCUUUUAUCUGCGCGCAAGGAUAUCGACCUGCGCCUUCUCGGUGUUGACAUAUCAAAAAAAGCCUUAGAUCUGGCUCAAAGCAACCUGCAAAGGCUGGUAAAGAGCCAGCCGUUCGGAAAGAGAGCCCAGACGUCUUUUGUCCAAGCUGAUGUACUGAUCGAUCCAUCCGCUGAUCAGUCUGGGAAAAUCCUGCCGUUGAGGGCAGCCCUCAACUACGCCCUGCAGCCGGCUCAAUGGGACAUUCUCAUAUCGAACCCUCCUUAUGUCUCGCCAUCUGCGUUUUGGAAGACGACAACACGCUCAGUGCGCGCGUUCGAACCAAAGCUUGCGCUGGUGCCACCGUCUCGGGCCAAGUACACAGACACACAGCAAGGUGACAUGUUCUAUCCACAUUUGCUGCAGAUAGCACGAGAUGUUGAGGCCAAAGUGGUGUUGCUAGAAGUUGCUGACAUGGAGCAAGCACUGCGCGUAGCCAGCACUGCGCGACAUCUUCACCUUUUCGACGGUAUCGAGAUUUGGAAGGAAGACCCCACUGCUGCUUCCACUGUCAUGACUAAAGACGAGUUCGAUAUCAUUGGCGAGGGCAAUGCUCGUUCAGUCGUUUGCUGGCGAGGUCGAGGAACAUCUUGGCUUGGCAAAAGUGCCACUGAUACUGCCACACCCACAGCAGAGGCAGACAGCUUGUCUUGGAACUCACCAAAGGUCGAUACACACCACUUGGAACCUCAAUUCAUCAAGAGUGUUGCCUCUGGAGAGGGUCGCUAGUCAGCAUAGCCAGCCAUGAUUGACGCAGGACGGACAUCAC
Molecule: messenger RNA, 1219 nt
Organism: Exserohilum turcica Et28A
Lineage: Eukaryota; Fungi; Ascomycota; Dothideomycetes; Pleosporales; Pleosporaceae
Exons: 2
Coding region: 1-1179 (392 amino acids)
Biological process (GO): methylation
Cellular component (GO): mitochondrion
Molecular function (GO): methyltransferase activity; nucleic acid binding
Source: RefSeq, a predicted model, not a curated record